AAAGAGAAAUAGUUGAGAAGAAAAAGCAUAGCGAGCAUGGUGCACUGUUUGGUGUUAGCAUAUCCAGCACAAGGCCACAUUAACCCCAUGCUUCACUUCUCCAACAUCUUGCACCAACAAGGUGUCAAAGUCACCUUCGUCACAACCAUUUCCUUCUGCAACAACAACUUCCACAACCUACCCUCUUCUCUUUCACUCCAAACCAUUUCUGAUGGGUUUGACAAUGGAGGGAUCCACGAAGCAGGAAGCUACAGAACCUACCUCCAACGUUUCUGGCAAGUGGGGCCAAACACUCUCGCCGACCUUCUUCACAAACUUCACAGAGAAGGUGACCCUGUUCAUUGUGUCAUUUAUGAUUCACUCUUCCCUUGGCCUCUCGAGGUUGCAAAGAGGUUUCAGAUUGCAGGGGCUUCUUUUCUCACUCAAAACAUGUUUGUUAAUACCAUAUACUACCAUGUCCAACAUGGGAACCUGCAACUUCCCAUCACACAAAAUCAGAUUUCUCUUCCUCCGUUGCCUGAACUUCAACGUCACGACAUGCCCUCCUUCUUCUUCCCUACUGAUGCCGAUAAUCCAGCGUUGCUUGAUUUGUUAGUGGGUCAGUUUUCAACCGUCGACGAAGCUGAUUGGAUCCUCUGCAAUUCAUUCUACGACGCGGAAAAAGAGGUAAUUGAUUGGGCGAAGAAGAUAUGGUCCAAUUUUAGAACCAUAGGGCCAUGCAUAACAUCCAUGUUAUUAAACAAGCCAGUAGUUGCAGACGAUGAAGACGAAGAAUGCAUGGAAUGGUUAAAUGGUAAACCAAAAGAAUCCGUUGUUUAUGUUUCUUUCGGGUCCAUGGCAGAGCUGGAGGAAGAACAAGUAAAGGAAAUAGCUUAUGGUCUGAGAGAUAGUGAAAGGUACUUCGUGUGGACGAUGAGGGCCUCAGUAGAAAAUAAGCUUCCAAAAGAUUUUGAGAAGAGAUCAGAGAAGGGUAUAGUUGUAGGGUGGUGCUCCCAGAUAAAGGUCCUAGGUCACGAGGCUGUAGGGUGUUUUGUGACGCAUUGUGGUUGGAACUCCACAUUGGAAGGUUUGAGUAUAGGAGUUCCAAUGGUGGCAGUGCCAUGUUGGUCUGAACAAUACACAAAUGCUAAGUUAGUUGCAGACAUGUGGAAGAUCGGAAUCAGAGCUAAAGCUGAUGAGAAAAAGAUUGUGAGAAGAGAAGUGCUGAAAGAUUGCAUAAUGGAAGUAAUGAAGAGUGAGAGAGGCAAAGAGGUGAAAAGCAAUGUCAUGGAGUUGAAGGCUUUGGCCGAACAUGCUGUGAGUGAGAAAGGAACAUCUCAUGAAAACACUGUUGAAUUUCUGAAUAGCUUAGCUGCUUCAACUCAGAAGAUGCGUGCAUGAGUUAUGUUGAUUGUGGGGUUGAAGAAAAUGGCACCUUCAAAAUUAAAUAAAAGAAUUCUAUUAUUGUGUGUUUGUACAAGGUAAUUCUGUAAGAAAUUCAAAUGUUUAAUGGUUGAAUGGUUUGUAAUUCA
This is a messenger RNA of Vigna unguiculata (cowpea), 1511 nucleotides long. Its product is annotated as UDP-glycosyltransferase 74G1-like. The record is from RefSeq and is a predicted model, not a curated record. NCBI's taxonomy places the organism in Eukaryota, Viridiplantae, Streptophyta, Magnoliopsida, Fabales, Fabaceae.